AUGCGUAUAAUAGCCAGGCGAGCUGCGAUAAGCAUUGGCUCUCCAGUCCUCAGCUCUCUGUGCACCGGCAGACUCACCGGCAACCGUAGGCUCUCCACGAUGGCCGAUCACACUUCUGAACAAGUGGUAUUCAACAAGCCAAAGGUUGAGCUUCACGUGCACCUCGAUGGAGCCAUCAGGGUGCAGACCAUUCUCGACGUUGCCAAGAGGCGCGGCAUCUUUCUGCCAGCAGAUACUGUGGAGGACAUGAAACCGUAUAUUAUUCUAGAACAGCCUGCCACCCUCACCAAGUUCCUGGGAAAGUUUGCUGAAUACAUGCAUGUGGUUGCUGGAGACAGAGAGGCCAUAAAGAGGAUAGCCUAUGAGUUUGUUGAGGACAAAGCAAAGGAAGGAGUGAUUUACGUGGAGGUCAGAUACAGCCCUCAUUUUCUGGCUAACACGAAAGUGGAUCCCAUACCAUGGAACCAGAAAGAAGGUGACCUGAGCCCAGAUGAGGUGGUGCACUUGGUUAACGAGGGCCUCAGGGAGGGGGAGAGGGCCUUCAGUAUCAAAGCCAGGUCCAUUCUAUGCUGCAUGCGCCACAUGCCAAGCUGGUCCAUGGACGUGGUCGAGCUGUGUAAGAAAUAUCGCAGCGAGGGUGUGGUCGCCAUUGAUCUGGCAGGUGAUGAGUCACUCAAAUGUGAAGCCAAUCCAGAACACAUAAGGGCCUAUGAGGAGGCAGUGCGUUGUGGGAUCCACAGGACGGUUCAUGCCGGAGAGGUGGGCCCGGCGUCUGUGGUGAAGGAGGCUGUGGAGGUGCUGAAAGCCGAACGUGUUGGACAUGGUUACAGAACCCUGGAAGACCAAGUCCUGUACAAAAAUCUGCUGGCUCAAAACAUGCACUUUGAGGUGUGUCCUGUUUCCAGUAAGCUGACAGGAGCCUGCGACCCGGACUUCACCAAGCAUCCUGUCAUCACGUUCAGGAAGGACAAGGCCAACUACUCCCUGAACACAGAUGACCCUCUGAUCUUCAACUCAACCCUGCACCUCGACUACAGCACCGCACACAAGUACAUGGGAUUCACAGAGGAGGAAUUCAAACGACUGAACAUCAAGUCUGCAGAGUCGAGCUUCCUGCCUGAGGAGGAGAAGAAAGAGCUAGUCUAUAAAUUGCGUGAGGCCUAUGGGAUGAUACAGAGCACUGCCUUUUAAACAUUGUUGAGGAAAUCUGAGGAGAAAUGUGACCUAACCCAGGGACAAAUCGCUCUGAACCCUUAAUCCCUCCACUGGAUACAGGGAAUGUAUCCAGACAUAAAACUUAUAGUAUAAUAUAUCACAUAUGUUGUUUAUCAUAAAGCUGCUCCCUUCACCUCAUAUAUCUGUACAUCAUCCGCGUUAGGGCUUAUAUUUUGCCAGUAUUCCAUCUAAAUACUUACAUACCUUUAAUACUUUAGUUUACAGCACAGUUUUGGGAGAUGUCGUGGUGCUCUGCAAGGUGCAAGGAAGUGUUUUUUUGUUAAUAUAGCAAAUUUUUUUUUUAUAUCAAAACUCUGGAUACACUUUUCAUCUUGUGUUUACAUCCUGUCGUCAUAAAGAGAAUCAGGGAACCUUCAGGUAUCAUUCAUCUCUGUCAUAGCUGAAACUUUAUGUUAUAGUACGCUAGACAUUUGUGGUAAAGAGUGAGAGCAAGUGAUAAAGGAUAAAUGAAAGCAGUGCUGACUGUGAACUUACUACUUAUGGGAAAAAUUUGGUUUACUGUGAACAUUCAUCGUUUGGUUUAAGGGUGAAAUGAGGAAAUCCGGUUUUACAAACAUAAGUGCUUUUUGCCCACCACAUGCAAAACUACAGGACUCAUCAGGUACAAACAGCGCAAAACCAAAAGUCUAGUCUUACAUUUCAACACUAGGUGGCACACUGUUGUCGCCUUGCUGGACAAACCACUGGUGACUUAAUGUGGUUGUGCACUUCACAAUUACUCUCUCAAUUAUUUUGAUGUAUAUAUUUAUUUAAAAUACUUUUUUCAUGUCUCUAAAUGAAAAAGCAGUUCCAUUUGUAAGAGUCACAGCUCGCACUUGUGAAAAAUAUAUUUGACCAUAAUAAAAGCUACUAUGGAAUGUU
Toxotes jaculatrix (banded archerfish) is the source of this 2097-nucleotide messenger RNA. It is a transcript of the gene ada, whose product is annotated as adenosine deaminase. Bases 1 to 1191 code for a protein of 396 amino acids. The record is from RefSeq and is a predicted model, not a curated record. Gene Ontology annotation, cellular component: cytosol; external side of plasma membrane. The transcript is spliced from 11 exons. Gene Ontology annotation, biological process: negative regulation of adenosine receptor signaling pathway; purine ribonucleoside monophosphate biosynthetic process; inosine biosynthetic process. Gene Ontology annotation, molecular function: adenosine deaminase activity. Lineage: Eukaryota; Metazoa; Chordata; Actinopteri; Toxotidae.